ACGUUACGUAACCCACUCAACUCUCCCCGCUGCCACCAUGAGCACGAAUGUCCCGUUAUUACAGAAUAUAGAGCCAGAUGAUGAUUCUCCAAGGGAACUUUCUGGAAGUAUUAACGCGUCUUCAAAGCAGCAACCGGAUGUUAUCUUGAAACCAACGAAUCACGCCUCAGAGCAAAUGGCCAUGUCGUCUGGAGAUGCAGAAGCAGGUCUGGCUGGAAUAUUCCGACAAUCUGCGCAUCCUUCAGCUUUAUUCUGCCUAUACCUAUUUCGGAUAUCAGCAAUUACCGUCUAUAUCCUUUGUGGGCUAUUCACCGAUAAUUAUGUCGUUUCGACCGUCGUAGUGGUUGUCUUGCUAGCCGUAGACUUCUGGAAUUGUAGAAAUGUUGCGGGUAGGACGUUGGUGGGCUUGCGGUUUUGGAACCAGGUCGACGAUGAUGGUGAAAGCUACUGGGUUUUCGAAAGUCGCGACCCUUCGCGGCCAGCAAAUCCCAUCGAUUCCAAAAUGUUUUGGAUCGCUUUGUAUGCCUUCCCGUUACUUUGGCUUCUGCUCCUUAUUGUCUCCAUUGUGAGGUUCAACGUGUCUUUCAUCCCUAUCGUAAUUCUUGCCCUGGUAUUCAACGUGACGAAUGCUAUCGGAUUCACUUAUGCUGACCGGGACGCAAAACAGCGGUGGGCGAAUAGCGUCGCAUCGUCAGGGUGGAACAUGGGUAUGGGUGGGUUUGGAGGCCAGAUUCUCACUGGUGUCAUGAAGAAUACCAUGGGCAGGGUGUUCGGCUGAAAUGGUAUCAUGGAUUUCGUUGUAGUGCUCACUUGUACUAGGGUCGUGCUGGUAUGAUGUUCCUUCGAUAUAUUUGACUACGAACUGCCGUCCGAGGACUGUCCCAAGUUCAAGACUCAUACAAAAAAAAGCAAUUGACUGUCAAAUAGGAGCUUCUUAUGGGAGAAUUGAAGUACAUCUU
This is a messenger RNA of Serpula lacrymans var. lacrymans S7.9, 959 nucleotides long. RefSeq lists its product as uncharacterized. Gene Ontology annotation, cellular component: Golgi membrane. NCBI's taxonomy places the organism in Eukaryota, Fungi, Basidiomycota, Agaricomycetes, Boletales, Serpulaceae. The record is from RefSeq and is a predicted model, not a curated record. The transcript has 11 exons. The coding region runs from base 38 to 778 and encodes 246 amino acids. Gene Ontology annotation, biological process: vesicle-mediated transport; protein secretion.